CGUCCCAACGGGCGCAGCGACUUCGAAGUUGCGAUAAUAUGCGCGCUCCGUCUCGAAUUCGACGCCGUAUGCCUCCUUAUCGAUAAGCUGUGGGACGAAGACGGUGAUCAGUACGGCAAAGUCGACGGAGACCCGAACAUAUACACGACAGGUCGGAUGGGGAAGUGCAAUGUCGUCCUUGUCCUUCUACCGAACAUGGGAAAAGCGAGCGCCGCCAGCGCAGCUGCAAGUCUUCGAUCGAGCUAUCCGCGAGUGUCGCUGGCCCUUUUGGUGGGCAUUUGCGGGGCGGUCCCAUUCGCAGGACCGGAAAGGGACCCCAUUGUCCUCGGCGACGUGAUUAUAAGCAACCUCGUGGUCCAGUAUGACCUUGGAAGAGCGCUUCCGGAUCGCUUCGUUCGCAAAGACACCGCCCAUAACAGUCUUGGAAGAUCAAACAGGAUCAUUCGCAAGAUCCUGAUCAAGCUCGAUACGGACAUCGACCGCGAACAUAUCGAGAAACGGGCGGGUGACUUCCUCAAAGCUCUUCAGACGAAGAGCGAAGAAAAAGCCAAACGGAAGCGAAGAGGCAGGCAUACCAGCUACAAGUACCCAGGAGCAGCCAACGACCUCCUAUUCCCUGCUCGGUACCGACACAAGCAUGCUUCUGGUUCCGGGUGCAGAACGUGCGAAGACUGUCAUGGCAACGCGGAUCCCGCUUGCGAUGAGUCUCUUACGUUGUCAUGCAAAGAGCUGGAAUGUGAUACGAGCUGCGUGAUACGGAGGGAGCACUUGGAGUCAGCCUCAAACGACCCCAUGGCCGACUCGGAUUCCGAGGGUGUCUUCUUCUUCAUUGGUGCGAUUGGAUCUGGAGACAGCGUUAUUCGGUCUGGCGAGCACCGUGAUCAGAUCGCCAAGCAGGCCGGGGUUAUUGCUUUCGAGAUGGAAGGAGCAGGCGUAUGGGAUGAGGUGCCAUGUAUCGUGAUUAAAGGCGUGUGUGACUAUGCCGAUAGCCACAAAAACAAAGGAUGGCAGAAUUAUGCUGCGGCAACCGCGGCGUCGGUAGCGAAGGCGGUUAUGGAGAGAUAUGUCGCCUCUGCUAGGGUUUCCGACUCUUCGCAAGCGACUGGAAACGCGGCCGCCGCCGUUCGCGACCAUUCCUUUCUCCCGCGACCCCGAUUUUGUCGACCGUGGAGAUAUUCUCGACCAGAUCAACCGGAAGGAGGCCGAGAAGCUGUUUGUGCAUGUGAUGGAGACGAGCAAGGCGAAGCUCGGGGCCGAUCAUCCCGACACGCUGGCCGCCAUGGCCAACCUGGCAUCAACCUACAGGAACCAAGGCCGGUGGGACGAGGCCGAGAAGCUGUUUGUGCAGGUGAUGGAGACGAGCAAGGCGAAGCUCGGGGCCGAUCAUCCCUCGACGUUGACGAGCAUGGCCAACCUGGCUGCAAUAGCACGUCUAGGAGACGAGAAUGGGGAUGUUAG
Messenger RNA from Neurospora tetraspora, 1458 nucleotides. RefSeq names its product nucleoside phosphorylase domain-containing protein. Gene Ontology annotation, biological process: nucleoside metabolic process. Lineage: Eukaryota; Fungi; Ascomycota; Sordariomycetes; Sordariales; Sordariaceae. The transcript has 2 exons. Gene Ontology annotation, molecular function: catalytic activity. The coding region runs from base 157 to 1458 and encodes 433 amino acids. The record is from RefSeq and is a predicted model, not a curated record.